Messenger RNA from Emiliania huxleyi CCMP1516, 1787 nucleotides. RefSeq lists its product as hypothetical. The record is from RefSeq and is a predicted model, not a curated record. The transcript is spliced from 4 exons. Lineage: Eukaryota; Haptophyta; Isochrysidales; Noelaerhabdaceae. The coding region runs from base 59 to 1519 and encodes 486 amino acids.
GGUGUCACAGCACGCCAGCUGUCCAGAACGCCGUACACGCGUUCGACGACGCGCCUGCAUGUCCGACACCGAGUAUGACGAGAACGGCGCCGCCGAGGAGUUUGUGGAGCUCGACCUCGACAAGACCCUCACGUGGACGGGCAACGCUGUGAUUGUCCAGCGCGGCACCGUGUUCCGGAUGCCGCUGCUCGUGCCCUACCCGUCGGUGCUCGCGAUCCAAUUCGAGGUGGAGGGCGGGUACGACAUUGAGUUCUCGCUCACCUUCAAGGAUGACCACGAGCAGGACUCUUCCGUCCUUGUCGAGCCCGUCCGCGUGAGCGACCGCGAAGGCCAGCUCGACAUCGACACCACGGGCGUGUGCGAAAUCAUCUGGUCCAACGAGCACUCCUGGAUCUCGAGCAAGACCCUCUCCUACCAGCUUCAGGCGCGCGGGCUGGAGGGGGCCGGUCCCCGAGAGGCGUGGUGGGGGGCGGGCGGGCGGGGAGGGCAGCUCGCGGCGCUCACCGCCGCCACCGACUUCCGCAUGCUCGCGGCGGUCGAGAUGGCCGAGAAGGUGGAGGAGGACUUGCGCUCGCUCAAGACGCGCACGGCCGACCUGCAGCAGUCCGCGUCGGGCGCAAAGGAGCGGACGGCGUCGGCGCACGCAAAGCACGAGCGGUACCUCUCGCACGUGCGCAGGCUCGAGGAGGAGGUUGCGGCGGCGAAGCAGCACGCGGACGCCGCCGCGCAGGAGCUCAAGGCGGCGCACGCGGCGGAGGCGGCCGCGCACCGCUCGCUCGUCGCGCUGCAGCGGGUGAGGCAGAUCGACGACGGCUUGACGCCCGUCCUGUCGCAGACGCUGGAGCACUGCGAUGAGCAGCUGGCCGCGCUCUACGGCGCGUACGCCGGCAGCCUGUACGCGCCCGAGGAGGGCGAGGAGGCCGCGGCGGAGGAGAGCGGCGGCGUGCUGCUCGACCGCGCCGAGUUUUUGCACUUUUUGCAAGACUUCGAGCUGCUCGGCCGCGGGACGCCGCCGCAGCUGCUCUGCGGUGUCUUCUCGGGGUGCCCGCAGCAGCUGACGCCGGCGCAGUUCCGCCGCUGCUUUGCGCGUGCCGCGCUCGCGCUCGCGCCCGAGAUGCUCUCCGAGCUCGAGCACGCCGAUGCGGCGCCGAGAGACCCGGACUCGCAGCCGCCGACGCCGACGGGGCCUCAAAAAGGCGCCGACGGCAACGCGGUGUCGCCGCCGCCGACGCCGAAGGGGGCCUCGAAAGGCGCCGACAGCGACGCGAUGCAGCCGCUGGACAAACUGCUGUGGCUGCUGCGCAUGCUCUCCGAGAAGGCGCGCUGGGUCAAGCUGCCCGUGCUCGAGGUGCGGAGGCGUGGCGCCGCCUUGCGCGCGAUCGCGGAGCUCGAGGCGGCUCUCGACUCUCUGGGGCUCGAGUCCCAAUCAGAGGGCUGCGCCUCUUGCCGCGGCAGCAGGCCGGUCAGCCGCGUGUUCAACGCCGCCGGCUCCGAGUCAGAGCGCGAGGCGCGCGGCUGAGGUGCGUGGAGCCGGCCGCAGGGGCCUCCGCGCGCCUGCCCCGCCCCCUCUCGCUUGGAUGUGCGGCGGUGCAGCGCGCACGGGGUCAGGGAGGGCUGGCUAUUUCCGAGAGGUGAGAGCCAGCAGGAUGGAGGAGGGCCGCGCGUUGCUGCCCAAACGCGACGCUCCGGUAUGGUCGAGCUCCGUCGUGUGUGGUGGAGCGAGGCGGCCUCCAGCUUUUCUACAGUUUGCUGUCUUUCGUAUUUGGCUUGGUGCACUUGGUCUGUUU